Molecule: messenger RNA, 2181 nt
Organism: Helicoverpa armigera (cotton bollworm)
Lineage: Eukaryota; Metazoa; Arthropoda; Insecta; Lepidoptera; Noctuidae
Product: hornerin
Exons: 1
Coding region: 228-1829 (533 amino acids)
Source: RefSeq, a predicted model, not a curated record
ACGUAGGUCACAGCACCUAUGUACGUGUUGUAAGCAUGUAGGUACUUACAUCUGUAGUGCGCAGUAGGGUGGGCGGUCAACAUUCGACCAUAUUCCUCGGUCGAUUCACUUAACGUUCGAGAAACAGAGUGUAUUACGCGACGGUAUAGUGUUGACGUACAAUUGUAAAAGUGAAAACAGUGAAGUUAAAAAAACUGAACUUUUGUUAGAAAUUCAAGGACUCAAAUAUGAAUCGGAAAUAUAUUUUAGCGGCAUUCGCUAUUUUAUUAAUUGUUUGUGCUGAAGGAAGAAAAACGUCUGGCCGAAGUCGUGGUUCGGGUUCUGGUCGGGGAUCAAGUAAAAAGACAAAUUACAAUCCACAACCUGCACCAACUUCAUUCAGUAAUCCCCAGGCUUCAGCUCCGAAGCCAACUUUAUUCGGCUGGCAGGAGCGCCCUGCUCAAAAAUCGAACACCCAAACACUUUCUUCGUGGCAAUCAAAGCCGUCCAGCGGGCAAAGUCAUUCGUACCCUUCUAGUGGAACAGGAUUAUCUGGUGACAAGACUAAACCACAAGUUAAUCAUGAAAGUGUUCAACGAAGUAGUGCUUCUAAUAAUUUAGCUGGUCAACAACAUACCAACAGUCAACCAGGUCACUCUUACCCAUCAUCGAAUGGUUUGUCAGGAAGCGGUAGUGGAUAUCCUCAGCAAACUGCUAGCAAAUAUCCACAGCAACAAGGAUCUGGAGUAUCGGGAAAUACUGGAACAGGACCGGCGGGAUACCCACAAUCACACGGCUCAGGAUUAUCAGGAAGUGGUCAGCCUGGUCAUAGCUAUCCACAACAAACUGGUUCCGGUAGCGGUUACCCACAACAAUCUGGCUCCGGUAGUGGCUACCCACAACACAAUAGUGGAGGACCUGGAUCCGCUGUCGCACCACCCCCGUACAGCGGACCGAAUUUUCAAAAUAACUAUGGAAAUAAUUACCACCCACAAGGUCCACCUCCUCCUUAUUCAAAUUACGGCUCUAGCUAUGGAGGUAUGGGUGGGCAUGGUGCGUAUAAUCCAGGAUACGGCUCUCAAGCACCAGGAUACUUUGGAAACUAUGGAAACUAUGGCAAAGGUAGUGGUGGUAUGAGUCGCACAGGAAGCGCUCUUACGGGAGUUGGCAUUGCAGGCGCUGGUAUUGGAACUGUAUUGACUGGAUUGGCUCUUUGGAAUUUGGCACGGUCUACUGGGCAGCAUCAUCAUACCGUUAUUUAUGACAACAGAGGUCAGCCCGUAGCUGUCGCCCCGUCCAACGAUACCGCUCCGGUAGCUGAUUCAAUUUUAGCGGAUUUAGUAAAUUGCAGUUUGACUAUAAGUAAUGAUGACAAAACUGAAGUGCUGGCUAUACCCUGUUCUAUUGCGACUUCAUUUACACCGGAAGCCGAUGUAAAAGAGUCUGGUAUAAACGAAAACAAAAAUGACAACACAAAGUGCACUAUUACAGUUCUCACAAAAGCUGGUAAAGAAUUUAUGACCACUAUACCUUGUUCAAUUCUUUUAAACACCGCUGCAGAAAAUAAUGUUACAGAACCACCUUUGGUAGUUGAUGAAUCAGCCAAUAUAAGUAAUGUUACUAAUGACGCAGUCAUCCAAAAUGGCACGUUAAUGGACAGCAACGCCACUUUAAGUGAACCGACGGCACUCAGGCUAUCUGGUGACGAUAUUAAUUUGGAUGAUGCAAAGUUAUCGCAUUUGAACUGCACUCCGCAUUCCGGAGAAAUAAGAGACCCCAUCAAUCCUUGCUUCGCUGUAAAUCAUAACUUGACUGUUAUCCCAUUACCAGCCACAGAGGAACCAAAAUAAUUAUUAUAUGUAUUUAUCUGUUUUAAGGAGGCAAUUAAUAGUCCUACGGAUAUGGAAAGUCUAAUAUAAUACUCUCUUUUGUGUGUGGAGUUAAAAUUUAUAAUAAAGAGAACAUUUGAAAUGUUAAUUAUUGACGUAUGUAGGUAUCUGUUCGUAUAAACAAUCCGAAUAUAAAAUAUAAUAAAUAAUAGUUUACUUUAUUUGCCAGAAGUGCAAUUAGAAGUCCAAAAGUGUUUUUCAGUGUUCAGUGUUCCUCACAGAUAUAGCACGUUAUUGUCUUAUUUGAAUCAUUGAUCGAGUCCGAUCAAGUGACAUCUCGUAAAUCAAUUCAUGUAAGUUAAAAGUUACAUCA